Myotis myotis is the source of this 2168-nucleotide messenger RNA. It is a transcript of the gene FEN1, whose product is annotated as flap structure-specific endonuclease 1. The transcript is spliced from 2 exons. The record is from RefSeq and is a predicted model, not a curated record. Lineage: Eukaryota; Metazoa; Chordata; Mammalia; Chiroptera; Vespertilionidae. The coding region runs from base 291 to 1433 and encodes 380 amino acids. Gene Ontology annotation, molecular function: DNA binding; 5'-flap endonuclease activity; manganese ion binding. Gene Ontology annotation, cellular component: nucleus.
AGCAGGGUGAGGAAGGGUCGCCGAGGGAGUGCGUUCACCUAGCCGGGGCUGUUUGCCGUGAGGGAAAGGCGGGCCGAGCGGUCGGGCCUGCACUGCGCUUCCCAGGAGGCUGUGCGCAGCGGCGGGUCACGUGACGGGAGCGCGGGCUUUGGAAGGCGGCGGAGCUAGAGGGACCCGCGGGCGAGCGGAGGCGAGAGCGGGACGGAGGACUGUCCUGGGCGACACCGCGCCAGCCGCCAGCUGCUAGCUGCCGAGCCCUCGCGCCCCCAAGACCAGCUGUCCCUCCUGCUAUGGGCAUUCAAGGCCUGGCCAAACUGAUCGCUGAUGUGGCCCCCAGUGCCAUUCGGGAGAAUGACAUCAAGAGCUACUUUGGCCGCAAGGUGGCCAUCGAUGCCUCCAUGAGCAUCUAUCAGUUCCUGAUUGCUGUUCGCCAGGGUGGGGACGUGCUGCAGAAUGAGGAGGGUGAGACCACCAGCCACCUGAUGGGCAUGUUCUACCGCACCAUCCGCAUGAUAGAGAAUGGCAUCAAGCCCGUGUAUGUCUUUGACGGCAAGCCGCCGCAGCUCAAGUCGGGUGAGCUGGCCAAGCGCAGUGAGCGGCGGGCUGAGGCGGAGAAGCAGCUGCAUCAGGCCCAGGCCGCCGGGGCCGAGGAGGAAGUGGAGAAGUUCACUAAGCGGCUGGUGAAGGUCACCAAGCAGCACAACGAUGAGUGCAAGCACCUCCUGAGCCUCAUGGGCAUCCCGUACCUCGAUGCGCCCAGUGAGGCAGAGGCCAGCUGCGCAGCCCUGGUGAAGGCUGGCAAAGUCUACGCUGCGGCCACGGAGGACAUGGAUUGUCUGACCUUCGGCAGCCCUGUGCUCAUGCGGCACCUGACUGCCAGCGAGGCCAAGAAGCUGCCCAUCCAGGAGUUUCACCUGAGCCGGAUUCUGCAGGAGCUGGGCCUGAACCAGGAGCAGUUUGUGGACCUGUGCAUCCUGCUGGGCAGCGACUACUGUGAGAGCAUUCGGGGCAUUGGGCCCAAGCGGGCCGUGGACCUCAUCCAGAAGCACAAGAGCAUCGAGGAGAUUGUGCGUCGACUUGACCCCAACAAGUACCCUGUGCCAGAGAACUGGCUCCACAAGGAGGCCCAGCAGCUGUUCCUGGCGCCGGAGGUGCUGGACCCAGAGUCUGUGGAACUGAAGUGGAGUGAGCCGAAGGAAGAGGAGCUCGUCAAGUUCAUGUGUGGCGAAAAGCAGUUCUCCGAGGAGCGAAUCCGCAGCGGGGUCAAGCGGCUGAACAAGAGUCGCCAAGGCAGCACCCAGGGCCGCCUGGAAGACUUCUUCAAGGUCACCGGCUCGCUCUCUUCAGCCAAGCGCAAGGAGCCAGAACCCAAGGGAUCCGCUAAGAAGAAGGCAAAGACUGGGGCAGCAGGGAAGUUUAAAAGGGGGAAAUAAAUGCGUUUCCCUUCAUUAUACCUCCUUGACCCUGGAAUACCUGCUUUGUACCCUCAAGAGCUAGUGCUAGAGAAACCUGCUUGGGGCAGGGAGGGGAUUGCAUUGCUUCUCCAGGACUGCCCUUCUCGGUAGUGCUUGUCCCUUUUUACUUGAUCUUAUGGCAGGAAGGCCACAGAGUACUCUGUUUUCUUCUAUUGUAGCUCAGGAAAAUAUGCCAGGCUCACACCACCCUUCAGUCAACUUAAUGAACUCUGAACCCACUGUUACAUAAAAGUCAUAGCAACAAGUGUUGAGGGAGGGAGAGGAAGAUACAUGGUGGAGACGAAGGACCGAAUGGAGAUGAUGUCCUCGCUGGCCAGCUGUUAGCCAGUGAUGGUGGAGCCAGUCUGCACUUUUCUCUCUGGUUCGGCCUGGACCCACCCUGAAGGAGAGCCAGCAGGGAGAUUCAGUCUAAACAGAUAGGAAGGGCUACUGAGAAAUGACAGGCGGUGAGCUAGAGUCCCUGGAAUUCGAAAUGUGGGUUUCAUUACUGGCUGUGUAUCUCGGCUGGGCAGAAACUUGAACUUGCAUUGUAACUUGAAUCUUUAGUUAGUUAUUCAGAGGCAUAAGGUGGCUUAGUUCUCAUGGCCUCUCUGAGGCAGUCAGCUGAGUUGAAGCUUUGGGAUAAGAUGCUAUUGUCAUGUGCUAUUUUUGUUUUAAAUGUAUGAAAAAAGAAGUCAAUAAAAGUAGGCAGAA